Molecule: messenger RNA, 5943 nt
Organism: Oncorhynchus mykiss (rainbow trout)
Lineage: Eukaryota; Metazoa; Chordata; Actinopteri; Salmoniformes; Salmonidae
Gene: ache
Product: acetylcholinesterase (Yt blood group)
Biological process (GO): choline metabolic process; acetylcholine catabolic process
Cellular component (GO): plasma membrane
Molecular function (GO): acetylcholinesterase activity
Source: RefSeq, a predicted model, not a curated record
UAUCAGUGGCAGUCUCCCCCUGUCGUCAUAACAGCAUAGUACGGCUCUGACACUACCUCCACUCAAUACCGAGAGAGAGGGGCACAAUAAACAGAAGACAUCUGUGUCUGACAUCGAGGCAGCGAAGACCGUAAUUUAAACCGCGCGUCUUCGCUCCCCAACUAGAAACCCUCCUCACCCCAUGAACGGUGCCGGUGACACGGGGUUUAACGUCCUCUAAAGACGGUGACAGGGCGAGGAGGGAACGUUGCCUUCCGGGGGAUUCAGCGAAGCAGCAGCUGAAUCAGGGUUGAUUUGGUUUUGACCACUGGAGGACCCACCACUAACUAGCUGGAUCUGAGGGACUCCAGACAGAACAGAGACCACACACCUCCGACUACCUAACAUCAGAACCAAGAAGUCCACAAUCAGCAAACAACAGCAACAGCGCCAUGCAUACCUCCAUCGUCUUCCUCCUCCCCUUCUUCCUCCUCUCUCUCCUCGCCUCCUCUUCUUCUUCCCAGAGUGACUCUCCGGAACUCGUCGUCGCCACGCGGGCAGGACGUGUCCGCGGCGUCCGCCUACCGACGCCGGACCGGAGUCACGUGACCGCUUUCCUCGGAAUCCCAUUCGCGGAGCCCCCACUGGGCAAGAAGCGCUUCCGAAAGGCGGAGCCCAAGAAGCCAUGGUCGGACUUGUUCGAAGCUAGCUCCUAUCCCAACGCCUGCUACCAGUUCGUUGACACCUCUUUCCCCGGGUUCCAGGGAAGCGAGAUGUGGAACCCCAACAGGGAGAUGAGCGAGGACUGCCUCUACCUCAAUAUCUGGGUCCCCACCUCCGCCAGACCUCACAACCUCACCGUGAUGGUAUGGAUCUACGGAGGAGGGUUCUACAGCGGAUCAUCAUCCCUGGAUGUGUACGACGGGCGCUACCUGGCUCACUCGGAGAAGGUGGUGGUGGUUUCCAUGAACUACCGCAUCGGGGCCUUUGGGUUCCUGGCUCUCCACGGCUCCUCAGAGGCCCCUGGGAACGUGGGGCUCUUAGACCAACGCAUGGCCCUCCAGUGGGUCCAGGAUAACAUACACUUCUUCGGGGGCAACCCCAAACAGGUGACCAUCUUUGGGGAGAGUGCCGGAGCAGUCUCUGUUGGGAUGCACCUCCUGUCUCCCGACAGUCGACCCACCUUCACCCGAGCCAUCCUCCAGAGUGGAGCCCCCAACUGCCCCUGGGCCACUGUUACGCCAGCUGAAGCCCACCGGAGGGCCGUCAUGUUGGGGAAGCUCGUCGGGUGCCCCUCGGGGGGUAACGAUACGGAGCUGGUGGACUGUCUUCGCAACAAGCCCCCGCAGGAGCUCAUUGACCAGGAGUGGCAGGUCAUGCCGUGGUCUGCCAUCUUCCGUUUCUCCUUUGUGCCCGUCAUCGACGGCGUGGUGCUUCCAGACAACCCCGAGGCCAUGCUCAGCUCAGGCAACUUCAAGGACACCCAAAUCCUGCUGGGGGUCAACCAGGAUGAGGGGUCCUUCUUCCUCCUCUAUGGAGCCCCUGGCUUCAGCAAGGACAAUGAGUCACUGAUCUCGCGCGAGGACUUCCUGGAAAGCGUGAAACUGAGCGUUCCGCAUGCCAAUGAGAUCGGCCAGGAGGCUGUGGUUCUGCAGUAUACUGACUGGUUCGAUGAGAACAACGGGGUAAAGAACCGUGAUGCCCUGGACGAUGUGGUCGGAGACCAUAAUGUCAUCUGCCCCCUGCAGCACUUCGCCAGGAGCUAUGCCCAGUUUCACUCUAACCAGGGUGCCAACAAUGGGCAACCAGCGGGCAACGCAGGGGCCACGGCGAAGGAUGGGAACUCACAAGGUGGAGUGUACCUGUACCUGUUUGACCACCGUGCGUCUAACCUGGCGUGGCCUGAGUGGAUGGGCGUCAUCCAUGGUUACGAGAUAGAGUUUGUGUUCGGCAUGCCGCUUGAGAAGAGACUGAACUACACAGCCGAGGAGGAGAAACUGAGCCGACGCAUGAUGAGAUACUGGGCCAACUUUGCACGCACCGGUAACCCCAAUAUCAACUUUGAUGGCAGUGUGGAUAGCAGGCGGAAGUGGCCCCAGUUCACCAACAGUGAACAAAAACACGUGGGUCUGAACACGGAAUCCAUGAAGAUCCACAAGGGCCUGCGGAAUCAGCUGUGUGCAUUCUGGAACCGCUUCCUGCCACGCCUCCUCAACAUCACCGAUAACAUAGAUGAGGCGGAGCGUCAGUGGAAGGUGGAGUUCCAUCGCUGGUCCUCCUACAUGAUGCACUGGAAGAGCCAGUUCGACCAUUACAGCAAGCAGGAGCGCUGCACUGACCUCUGAGGAGAGAGAGAAAGAGAUGAUGAAGACCUUGUCCUUCCAUAGUUUCCUACAUUUCUUCAUGUGAUAUGAUUUGUUAAGGCUUUGCAGUUUAACUCGACGAAGGCCAAACAGUGGAUUCCUUUCCCCCACAAAAUCACAUUUAAUGUGUCACAAUUCAUACUUUCUGUGUGUUUUUUGUUUUUCCAUUGCAGAUGUUUGGCUGUCUAAAACACGUCCAUAAGCUGACAAUUUAUCAGCAUCAAAUGUAUUAUGGAAGGAGGUGGUCAUUGAUGAAGGCUGUGAAACGGUGAACAUUUCAAAGGUGUGUCAUUACAGUACCUCUGAAGACUGUGUGUAUGUGUGUGUGCGUGUAUGCAUGCAUCCGUGGGCAUGUGUGUGUGUGUGUGUGCGCGGAAGUGUGGUACGACUGAACCUCUGUGUUCCACAUCACUCUUAUUUUUUUUUUUUACUUCACUUUAUUAUUUUCCAGUUGAUACAAAUCUCGCUAUCUGCUUAUUUUGAAUGAUCUUUAUUUAAAACAGCUAUUAUGACCACUGUUCCACUGUCUAACCAUGUAUCCGUUCACUUGGCGUUCGUCUAUCUCUUAUAUCUGUCCCCCCCCCCCGUUCUUCUAUCCUUCUUUCUUUCUCUCUGACUGUAUUAGUUAGGUGAUCUGUUGUUGUAUCUGUGUCGUGUCUUCUCCCGUGUCUCAAAUGACACCCUAUUCCCUAUAUGGUGCACUACUAAGCUCUGGUUGAAAGUAGUGCACUCCAUGUGGAAAAGAGGUGGGAUUCAGAAAUACAAUCUGUGUCUGUGUAGCGUCUUCUUUUGCAUCUCAAAUGUACACCCUAUUCCCUACAUAAUGCACGACUAAACUCUGGUCGAAGUAGUACAUGGAAUAGGGUGGGAUUUGGGAUGUAGUCUGCGUGGGUCCAAACCUAAAACCUCUGAUCAAUUAUUAUAGGAAUCUGGAGCCAUGUAAAUCGCUGUGUGCUGGGUUAGAAAAUAACUACACUGAAAAAAACACAGUUAAGACUGUGUGUGUGUGUGUGUGUGUGUGUGUGUGUGUGUGUGUGUGUGUGUGUGUGUGUGUGUGUGUUACACUACAUGGAUAUAAACAGACAAGUGCAUACAAAGUUCAUACACACACACUAUCACUCUCUCACACACCAAAACACACACACACACACACACACACACACCGGAAAAGCGUGCACGGAGGACCAGUACUCACAAGUUCAGCGAUCAACAAGAUAGACAUGUAGUCAUGUUAUAUGUCACACGUCUAUCUUGUUCAUCGCUGAACUUCAUCGCUGAACUCCGUGCACGUUUCUCAAUCCACUCUGUGUGUUUCGGUGUGUGUGUGUGUGUUUUGGUGUGUGCGAGAGCGAUAGUGUUUGUAUGCACUUGUCGGUAUAUAUCCACAUACCUCUGUCAAUCACCUAUAUGUAGCCAAGCACUUGUGAAUGUCAGUCACACCCACUGUUGUUUGUUCUAGCGUCAGAAUGCAGUAAAGUAUUAUAUUUUGUGGGCGUGAGGGUGUGUGUGUGUGCAUACUACUAAUAUUGUCUCCGUGCCAACGGGUCGAUGUGUCUCGCUCCCCUCCAUCUCUCUCUUUUGUCCUAUCCAUCUCUCUCCCGUCUCAACCCCCCCCCCCCCCACUCUCUCUCCACCUUCCCCUCAUCUCUCUCUCCUCCAUCUCUCUCUCCUCCAUCUCUCCAUGUCCCCAGAGGACGAACGGUUCUCGUUAGUCUAAUGGAGACUGAAGUAAUUCACUCAGUGUGUGUCUGUCUGUCGGUGUGUGUGUGUGUGUGUGUGUGUGUGUGUGUGUGUUAAAUUCAGUGCUCCAGUGAAACGACAGGAUGCUGCGUCAGCCAUUCGCUGGCUAUGAGACAGACAGGCCCUGGCUGGGCUGUACUGCACUGCUGCAGUGGCUGGGGCUGAUGGAGAGAGAGGGAGGAGGGUGAGAGAGGGGCGAGAGAUGGAGAGCAUGGGUAGGAGAGAUGAGAGAUGGAGCAAGGGUGAGUGGGAAAUGGAGAGAGAGAGGGUAAAGAUAAAAAGAGAGGGGAAGAUGGAAGGAAAAAGAAAACAGGGUUACGUACUCCACUCUUGUCUAUACUAAGGUUAUUUAUCAUUAAUGUGACAUAUACGUACUAUAUGUGUGGGUUUUUGUUACUCUUUUUCAGUAUUUUAUUUUGCAGUUGCAUUCUUCAGGUUUAAACCAACUACAGAUGUCAGAGUGUAAGAGACUGUCUGUGUGGAGUGUUUAACGAUCACUUCCGUAUCUGUUGAGAUUGUUCUGAGUUUGGCUGCUCUCGCCGGGACUUUGACAUGAGAAAUCCGUCCGUCUGUCUGUCUUUGUGUGUUCUCCGUAUGUGUGUCUAAUUGUCUGUCACUGUGAGUCUACCUUUUGUUUGUUUGUUUGUCCAUCUGUGUCCACCUCUGUCUCUCUGCUUGUGUUUGUCUACUUGUCUGUGUGUCCAUCCGCCCGUCUCUAUACAGUUUUUGCAUGAUGUCAUACUUUUGUGAUGUCAUAUGUGGAAUGUCAUAUUUAUUUGAACUUGCGUUUGUUGACAUUGUGGAAGGGAUCAGGAUCAGCCUUGUGAUUGGUCAGUGGGUCUUUCAUCGAAUCAUUAUGAGUGGUGUAUUCACCGGCAUGUACAACUCCUAUUUAACGACUGGAGUAGAGUAGUCUAGCUUUAAAAAAAUAUAUAUAUAAAAUGAAAAAGUCAAAGACUAUCUGUAAUUAUUUAGAUACUGGUCCCAAAUGGCACCCUAUUCCCUACAUAGUGCGUUAUUUUUGAUCAGGGCCCAAAGGGCUCUGGUCAAAAGUUGUGCACUACAUAGGGAAUGGGUUGCCAUUUGGGACGCAUCCACUUUGUUUGACUGAACAGAAUGCAUGUGUGUAUGUAUGGACUGGCUGCGUGAGUGUUCCGAUGAUGACUGAGUGACAGCUGCUCAAGCACCUCUUUUCCAAUAAGAGGGCCUGCUUACCCUUGCUCCCCCAAUGAUAUCCCUUCAUGCAUGUCCAGAGCAACAACCCCCCCCCCCCCCCCCCCCCCUCUCUGUAUCCUACUCCAAAUUUAUGACAGUUAUUUUCCGUAACAAUAUAAUACCCCUGAUGUCCUGAUAUGUAUUUGGAUUAUUAUUACAUUUAUUAUAGCUUUGGAAUUACAGUUGAUGUUAGCAAUAAUAUAACACAUUGAUAACUAAAUAUAUGACAUUUAUUGUAUGAUGAUGAUGAUUAUGACGAUGAUGAUGAAGAUUGACAAAGCAAUAUAAUAUAUAUAAAGAGUGCCAUAUUUUUAUUUGAAUUGUUAUAUUAUUUUUCCUUUUUCCUUUUUCAAUCCAACAGUAUUACUACAGUACUACUACAGUAUACUAGUCUAAACAGUAUAUAGAGUAUAUACAGUAUUAUGGGUAUAUACAGCAUAGUAUCUACUGUAUAUAGUAUAUACAGUUUAUACUAGUAACACUACUGUACUAUUACAGUACUACUACUUCUGCAUCAUUUGUUACAGUCGCUAGUACUUUAAAUAAUACAUUAGAAUGGCUUUUGUAGAAGUAUGUAUUCAUGAAUGCCAGCUUGUUGUUUGUCAAAUUGCAACAAAAUAAAGACACCUUGCUUGCUUACCUCUAA